Molecule: messenger RNA, 1902 nt
Organism: Dendrobium catenatum
Lineage: Eukaryota; Viridiplantae; Streptophyta; Magnoliopsida; Asparagales; Orchidaceae
Product: protein DETOXIFICATION 48
Exons: 2
Coding region: 156-1742 (528 amino acids)
Biological process (GO): xenobiotic detoxification by transmembrane export across the plasma membrane
Cellular component (GO): membrane
Molecular function (GO): xenobiotic transmembrane transporter activity; antiporter activity
Source: RefSeq, a predicted model, not a curated record
CCAACAUUCAAAUCAAAAAUUACUCAAUCAAACCACCAACCUCUCUUCUAAACUCCCCCAUUCUCAAAAAUUCACAUAAAAAUCUCCAUUGCUACUCCCGCAAAAUCCAACCUUUAACCCUCUUCCUCCUCCUCCUCUCGUCUCCAUAUCUACAUAUGUUAAAUCCCGCUCCUCCUCUCCAGGACGACCAUGACGACCUCCACCGCCCUCCUUCCUCCUCGGAGAUAUUUUCAGAAAUGGGCGCCAUAGGCAAAAUCUGCUUCCCCACCGCCGUCACCGGUUUGGUUCUCUACUCCCGAGCAAUGAUCUCCAUGCUCUUCCUCGGCUACCUCGGGGAACUUCAACUCGCCGGCGGAUCUCUCUCCAUCGGCUUCACCAACAUCACCGGCUACUCGGUCCUCUCCGGGCUAGCCAUGGGCAUGGAACCCAUUUGCGGCCAAGCCUUUGGCGCACGCCGCCGCCAUCUUCUAAGCCUCACUCUCCACCGUACGAUUCUCCUCCUCCUCGUCGCCUCCCUCCCCAUCUCCUUCCUCUGGCUCAAUAUCCGCCGAAUCCUGCUUUGGCUGAACCAAGACGACUCCAUCUCCACCGUCGCCGCCACCUUUGCCACCGCCGCUAUUCCCGACCUCCUCUUCCUUUCCUUCCUACACCCUCUCCGCAUCUACCUCCGUUCUCAGAACCUCACUCUCCCCGUCGCCGCCUGCUCCGCCGCCUCCGUCGCCGUCCACAUCCCUCUCAACUACUUCCUCGUCAUCCGCCUCCGUAUGGGCGUCGCCGGGGUCGCUUUUGCGAUGGCAUGGACAAAUCUUAACACCGUCAUCUGCCUUCUCUUCUUCGUCUUGUUUGUCCCGGGCCCGCAUCGCGCCGUUUGGGUCCGGCCCGGCCCAGACGCAUUCCGUGGUUGGGCCGGGCUUCUCCGUCUUUCUCUCCCGAGCUGCGCUUCCGUCUGCUUAGAAUGGUGGUGGUAUGAGCUGAUGAUUCUUCUAUGCGGGCUAUUAUCCCGCCCGCAGGCCGCCGUGGCUUCCAUGGGAAUUCUGAUCCAAACCACUUCUCUCGUUUACGUCUUCCCAUCGUCUCUCAGUCUCGCCGUAUCGACACGCGUCGGAAACGAGUUGGGCGCCGGCCGGCCGAGGAAUGCCCGCAUAGCGGCUUCAGUGGCCAUUUCAUCCGCAUUCGUUCUUGGGAUUGCCGCCAUGGCCUUCACAUCCGCCGUGCGGAAUCGCUGGGGGAAAAUGUUCACGAGAGAUAGAGAGAUUUUGGAGCUGACGGCGGCGGCUUUGCCAAUUGCAGGAUUAUGUGAAUUGGGGAACUGUCCGCAGACGACGGGCUGCGGAGUGCUGAGGGGAAGUGCGAGGCCGACGACGGGAGCCAAUAUUAAUUUCGGGUCCUUUUAUUUGGUGGGGACGCCGGUGGCGGUCUUAAUGGGUUUUGUUGUCGGUUUUGGGUUUAUCGGGUUGUGGGUUGGGUUGUUAGCGGCGCAAGCCACUUGUGCGGUGUGGAUGGGCUGGGUAUUGGUGAGGAUGGACUGGGUUGCGGAGGUGGCGAAGGCGGGUGAAUUGACGGAGUUACCCACCCCGUCGGUUCAAAAGACUCAGGAGAAGAAUAAAGGGGACGGUGAUGAUGAAAUGAUGGAGAAUAUUGAGGGGAGCGGUGGUGCGAAGAGAGAAGCAGCUUUGUUGAUUUCGGAUAUGGAUCCUUUGAUUAUUCCUCAGGCUGGAAACAGGCAGCUGCUGCAAGUAUAAAUUCUUUCCCUUUUUUUUUUUUUUUUUUUUGUGGGUUUUGUCUUCUUUUAUUUUUGGUUAGUGUGGAAUGAUGCUUUGGGUUGAUCUCAUUUAGAAUUUCACCAACUUGUUCGUCAGUUGGGCUUCGUUGGCUACGGUUUUUUUAUUGCUUUUUAAAAAA